This is a messenger RNA of Brugia malayi, 237 nucleotides long. RefSeq lists its product as uncharacterized. Lineage: Eukaryota; Metazoa; Nematoda; Chromadorea; Rhabditida; Onchocercidae. The transcript is spliced from 2 exons. The record is from RefSeq and is a predicted model, not a curated record. The coding region runs from base 1 to 237 and encodes 78 amino acids.
AUGGCGGUCGCUAUUUCCAAUGGUAUACGGUACUUUUAUGCACUACUGCCUUCUGAGCGACGACCAUCAGUUUUGCUGUUGGCUGUUGCUGUUGCUGUUGCUGGUGUUGUUGCUGUUGUUGAUGAUGAUAAUGAUGAUGAUGACGAUGAUGGUGAUAGUAAUAGUGGUCAUAGUGAUAGUGAUGAUGGUGAUGCUGCUUUCAAAUACUUUCACAUAAAUUCGUUUGCUUCAUAUUAA